UUCUGCCACCGCCAUGCCAUCCAGACUGAGGAAGACCCGGAAACUCCGGGGCCACGUGAUCCACGGCCAUGGCCGCAUUGGUAAACAUCGCAAGCAUCCAGGAGGAUGCGGGAACGCUGGAGGUAUGCAUCAUCAUAGGAUCAACUUCGACAAAUAUCAUCCAGGUUACUUCGGGAAAGCUGGUAUGAGGCAUUACCACUUAAAGAGGAACCAGAGCUUCUGCCCGACUGUCAACCUGGAUAAACUGUGGACGCUGGUCAGUGAGCAGACCCGGGUUAACGCAGCCAAGAACAAGACUGGAGUUGCUCCCGUCAUUGACGUCGUGCGAUCGGGCUACUACAAAGUUCUGGGCAAGGGAAAGCUCCCUAAGCAGCCUGUCAUCGUGAAAGCCAAAUUUUUCAGCAGAAGAGCUGAAGAGAAGAUAAAGGGUAUUGGAGGUGCCUGUGUUCUGGUGGUUUGA
This is a messenger RNA of Myodes glareolus (Bank vole), 460 nucleotides long. The record is from RefSeq and is a predicted model, not a curated record. NCBI's taxonomy places the organism in Eukaryota, Metazoa, Chordata, Mammalia, Rodentia, Cricetidae.